Molecule: messenger RNA, 753 nt
Organism: Labeo rohita (rohu)
Lineage: Eukaryota; Metazoa; Chordata; Actinopteri; Cypriniformes; Cyprinidae
Gene: scpp5
Product: secretory calcium-binding phosphoprotein 5
Exons: 12
Coding region: 98-604 (168 amino acids)
Source: RefSeq, a predicted model, not a curated record
CCAAAUAAAAGCUUGAAAACUCUUGUUCCAGAGCUAGUGAAUCUACCUGCAGCCAAGGUGAGAAAGCUGACCAUUUGUGUGCACUGUUGUUGAAUCCAUGAACAUGUGGACAUCUCUCCUCUGUCUUCUUCUGGCUGGUGCAGUAUCUGCAGCACCACUUUCACCGUUUUUCAAUUAUCUCCCUCAUUAUGGCAACCCGAAGCAGGGAAUACCAUCACAGCCACAUCCUGGUCUGAACGCUCCAAUCAGCAUGGAAAUCAUCUUUCCGCCAAGAUUUCCUACUAAUCCAGUAGGGGGAGCAGCUGGCGCAUCGUCAUUUCCUACACAAGCGUUCAUCAAGUACUCUCUCCCUAAAGCUCCAGGCAGAAAAAGCGUGGAAAUCUUUUACCCCUAUGACUUCAGUCAGCACAAGGACCAACCAACUGUUCCCCUGAUACCUCCAAUUCCAAAUAUCUUCCCCUUCGAUUUUAUGCCACAGACAGUUCCUCAACAGCCACCUGUGAACCCACCAUUCCAGGAUAGUCCUCCACAAACCCAAGAGCCUCAGCAGCAAACCCAGCCAGAGCAGCAGGCUCAGACAGGACAGGUGUCUAACAAGCCCUGAAGAACGGCACAUCUUUGAAGCUGAGCGAGAAAAAGAUAUCAAACAACAUGAGUGUGUUAAACUUUUUUGUCUAAUGCUGUUUAGAGCUAGUUUAUAGUUUUUCUGAAAUAAUAAUUUAAAAUGAGCUGAUUUUUUUUUAACAUGAAGAA